This is a messenger RNA of Phaedon cochleariae (mustard beetle), 2955 nucleotides long. Lineage: Eukaryota; Metazoa; Arthropoda; Insecta; Coleoptera; Chrysomelidae. The record is from the annotation of a GenBank genome assembly.
AAGUAAGGUCAAGUCUGAGGUCAUGUCGUAGACCAAAAUCAAAACAUUGAAAAUAACAUGAAACGGAGUUUCGUCUUCUCAAUACCAAACCUCCAUAAAAAUUACAACUAGAAACUAGAACUAGUAUUGCCUUGGAACUCUAUUCAGCUUUUUAUAAAAGUGCAGUGUUCAAUAAGUGGAGUUUCUUUUUGUAAAGUCGUGUAUAUUUUUUAUUUCAUAAGUUCUUUAUUCCAUCAUAAUAAAUAUCAUAGUGACUAGUGAAUUAGGCAUAAUUUUCAUGCAAUAUUGAUAAUAGCUAAUUCUCACAAUGACAACUUUUCAUGUUGGUCAAGAUGGGCCAGUUAAUGCAUUGGCAUUAAAUAAGGAUUACACUCAGGUGGCUAUAGGUGGAAGAAAUGUGUUCAAAGUAUACAGUAUUGAAGAGGACAAGUUCAGAGAAAUAUGUAAUGUGAGGAAACAUCUGAAUGCAGGAUUCUCUUGCAAUGAUGUAUCUUGGAGUCCCUCAGAUGAUCAUUUUCUGGCAACUGCUGCCACAGAUGGCCAUGUGUCAGUAUGGAAUAUUACACAAAUGGGUAAAGCUGUGCAAGAACAGGACUACCAAGACCAUAAGCGUACUGUGAAUAAGGUUAAGUUCCAUGCAUCUGAACCAAAUAAGCUUAUAUCUGGCUCACAAGAUGGUACAAUGAGAUAUUUUGAUAUAAGAGUCAGGAAUGCUGUGGCAGUUUUUUAUAGUAAUACCGAGAGUGUCAGAGAUGUUCAAUUUAGCCCACAUAACCCGUACACCUUUUCAGCUGUAUCAGAUAAUGGAAGUGUACAAUUGUGGGACAUUCGAAAACCAGAAAAAUGCCAGCAACAAUAUACUGCCCACAGUGGACCAGUUUUCACUUGUGACUGGCAUCCAGAGGCAUUGUGGUUAGCUACUGCUAGUAGAGAUAAAACUAUCAAAGUUUGGGAUUUGACUAGCAAACCCACCCUCGAAUAUACCAUUCACACCAUAGCAUCGAUAGGUCACGUGAAAUGGCGGCCGCAAAGGAAAUACCACAUAGCCAGCUGUGCUCUCGUGAUAGACUGCAGCAUAAACGUUUGGGAUGUGCGUAGGCCUUACAUCCCUUUCGCGUCCUUCAACGAACACAGAGAUAUUGCCAGCGGGGUGGCUUGGAGAGGAGACCCGCAUGUGUUUUUGAGCAGUGGCAGGGAUAGUACCCUAUUCCAACAUAGCUUCAACGAUGCAUCAAGGCCUGCAAGCAAAGCUAAUCCACAGGCAAUAUCUAUCAAUAAUAAUGGAGAUAUCUUAUAUGCAAGGAAAUCAUCGCCAUUACAGAAUAACAAUUUUUCUUGUACCAGUAAUGUUAAUUCUUCGAAUACUUUAGUGAAAGCAACUGCUGGUUUAAUAAGAAAAAUUUCUACAAGUCAAUCGAUCGACCAGUUUCAUCAGGCAUCUAGCAUUCUACAAAAUUAUUCCAUGAUCAAGGAUAUCGCCAAUCAAGAAUCUCACAUUCUUUUAUCUCUGGCAAAAAAUUACAUUCUGCAGGGCAGGAGUAUAUCGGAAUUAUGCGAGCACAAUUCGGCAGUAGCAAGAGAAUUUAAGAAACCGCAUAUUUCAGUGAUUUGGAAAAUAAUAAAAACGAUGUAUGGCGAAGAGUUUAUGCAAUAUUCCAUCAAUUCUGGUAACUCUAAUUUGGAUGAAGUACCGCACAAUAGCAACAAUAUGAGCAAUAUCGGUCCCAAUAUUGUACAAAUCGAGAAUACCAUAAACAAUAUCAGAGAUAUGGAGAUUGAACAGAAAUCAAAAGGUGGGGGUGAUAAUCAAACAUCUCAAUUCAGCGGGGGAGAUGACGAGACUGAAAACGAAGACCAAGUGGACCACAUCCCCAUCUAUAACAACAGUUUCCCGACAUAUCUGAACUUGCGCAGUGGUUUGCCGAAAGGAGAUUUCUCGUUCGGAGAGAACGAACUCGAUAUGGAAUUGGAGAGCUUGAGCUCGGAUAACAUUUGUAGAGACUUCCACAUCGGCUACCGCAGCUUCACCCACCACCCGCCCAACGAUCCCGCCGACUGGACGCUGCCCAACGAGGCUUUCCCCGUCCGACACGAGAUCCUCGACCGCUCCCCGCCGCCCGAGCAGUUCCCGCCCGCCGACCGCCGGUCGCCUGACUCGGGGGAUGACGCUGCCGCCUACCAGUACGACGACCGGCCGGCGGCGGCGCUGGUGGCGGUCGCGAGGCCGCCCGAAAAGUCGUCGUGGGAUCCGAGCGGUUUGGUGGCUGAGGCGCUUAGACACCACGCCACCCUCGGCGACAUCCAGACGUCGGCGUGCGUGCUGAUCGUGAUGGGCGAGUGCAGGAAGCACUUGCGGCAGCUGGACGAGGCGGUGCAGGAGCACUGGCUGCUGGGCUACAUCGAGGUGCUGAACCGGUACCGCUUGUGGAACAUCGCGACGCAGGUGAUAAAACUGUCAUGGCUGCCCUCCGUCUACCAGCUGAACCAACAGAGCACGAGGAUCAACACAAACUGCAGCAGAUGCGCCAAGCCCCUGCAAAGGGUGGGAUGGCUGUGCGACAGGUGCCACACUUCGGAAUACGCCUUGUGUUGCAUUUGCAACCAGGUGGUAAAAGGACUGUACGCUUGGUGCCAAGGGUGUUCGCACGGGGGCCAUUUGGCCCACAUCAGACAAUGGACGUCCAUGCAUAAAGUGUGUCCAACGGGAUGCGGACAUUUGUGCGAGUAUAGGUGAUGAGAGUGGAGUGAUGAUUUGGGAAUUUCGAGUUCUUGUGAGCCUUUUGGAAUUGAAAUUAGGAAAGGGCGUAGGAAGGAAAUCUUGGGAAAAGAUAGUGGGUGAGCGAGUUGAAUGAAAAAAAUUGCUAAGAAUGCUAAAAUAUAUUGUUGACUAAUAUUAGAACUAGACAUCCAGCUGAGAUUCAUCUUUGUAUAAGUGGAAUAAAUAUUUUUUGUUAC